Polyodon spathula (Mississippi paddlefish) is the source of this 2233-nucleotide messenger RNA. RefSeq names its product KATNB1-like protein 1. The transcript has 10 exons. NCBI's taxonomy places the organism in Eukaryota, Metazoa, Chordata, Actinopteri, Acipenseriformes, Polyodontidae. Gene Ontology annotation, molecular function: microtubule binding. The coding region runs from base 244 to 1170 and encodes 308 amino acids. The record is from RefSeq and is a predicted model, not a curated record. Gene Ontology annotation, cellular component: nucleolus.
GUGUGACUGUGCCUGCAGACAGAUCUAUCCCAAGUACCAACAUUCUGCUGUUCCUUAGUUUGAAUGGCGCAGCCUUCGCUCACUGGCUGUGAAUUUGCAGUUUAGUUCCUUGUCGUUUACAUUGAAUUACAAUUUCUGGGGUUCGUAAUUACAUCAUAAACUACUGUGAGAAACCAAUCCUAAACGAAGCACUACUAUUUAGAAUACAAACAACCUUACAACAUGUAAAGGAUUUAGGUUAUUAUGGCAUCUGGAGAUCACAAUGUUGAAAAAAGAGAUUUCCAAUACGUCGAGGAGGGUCGGCCCAAUGAACUUCUCAAACAAAAAAAGCAACCUUCUGGCAACAAGAACAUGAAGGAGGUUACGUUUUUUAAAAAAGAAGAGUUAAAUAAUAAUAAGAAGAGAUCUCCAGUUGGUCAAACUGCAAACAGCUCCUGUAAGGGGAAGAGGGUGGUGUCCCACAAAAGGAAAAGCAGACACCAGGUUGUGAACCCCUGUGGGAGACGGAAGCAGCCCCCUCUGAGAAGGGUCUGUGACAUGGCAAACAAGGAAAAUGAAGUGGCAUGUGCAAGCAGCUUGUAUGAAAAACUACACAAGGACCGUUGUACCUUCCCAGUGAACUCCGGGGACUCCACUAAGAUGGAGGGUGCUGCUUCCAAGUACAGCGAUUAUUUCAUCGAGAUAUCUAAGGAUCAUGAUACAAUGACACAAGUACUUUUUGGGAGAAAUCUGAGGCUUAAUGUAGCUCUGAGUCUUUGGCGAAGAAAUGCAAGUGAGCUGGUGGCGUACCUCAUCAGAAUUCAAGAUAUUGGUGUGCUGGCGGAUUGUCUACCUGUAAUAACAAAAAGCCUUCAAGAGGAGAAACCAAUUAUUUCUAUUGGCUGCUGUGUUGACCUCUUACCACUAAUUAAAAAUAUUCUUAAAAGUAGAUUUGAAGAAUACCUGAUAGCUGGGUUACACUGGGUGCAGUCUGUCAUUAAGAAAUGGUGGCCUGAGUUAUCUGCAAAUGGAGCAAGUGCCCGCGAUAGCCACCCAGAGGAUGGAAAUAUUCAGAUUAUGAAGCAGCAAUUACAAGAACUGUGGGAACAAGGAAGUCAUUUGAGUUUUGUUCCAGGAACUGCAGGUGAAAUCGCAAAGACUGUUGAAUUGUAUUUAUCACAGCUGCGCUGAAGUGUAUGUGAAAUACUUGGAGGAAGUAACCACUCCCAGAAAUUGCCGUCACAAAGCUGCUUUUCAGCUCUACAGUGAAACGGAUCACAUGGUCUCCAGGAACACUACCAAGAGUGAUUCUGCUCUCCUACCCUGUACAAAGCCUUCUGUUCAUUUGAAAAUUACUGCUUCACAUUGAAGUGGUGGACUUGCCAGGAGGUACACACUAAAUACAUAUUUAUCAGGACAUUGGUAAGCGCUAAGCUAUAAAAACAAAAUAAUAAAAACAAAUUAAAUCCCUGUAAGUGCCAAUUGAUUUUCACUACAGCAUAUAUUGCCAUACAUUUGUAUAGAUGAAUGUUAUAAUUAUUGUAACACAGGUUUCAACUGCAGCCCUGAACUUGAAAGAGAAACAGAAUCUGAACUUAAUAGAACAUUCACGAUUUGCCUGACCAUGUAAACUUGGCUGUAAAUGUAUAUACCACUGUUCUUUCAAUCAAAGAUUAAAUAAAUUUGCAAAAUGUUUGUGUCACAUCAAACAAGAAUUGCAAUUAAUGACUUAAAAAGAAAGAAGAUAGGAUUGUGCUUGCUACACUAUUUUUAGUUGACCAUCGAAGAUGUCCCCUCCUAAAUUAUUUUACUUUUACAGAUUUUUUUUUUUGUUUUAAGAGAAAAUACAUUAUGUUCAUAGCAUAUCAAUUAAGUAUUUUAUUUUGGAUAAGUGGUUGGACAAAAAAUUGUGAAGUUGAUCCAGCACAUCUGAGUGUGCAAAACUGUCUUAAUUUAGUUAGAAUUGCUUCCUCCGUUGCUCUUAAAGUAACUUGCACUUUUAAAGAUACAAAGCAUGAAAUAUAAGCACUAAUUACUUUUUAAACUGUGUUUUGAGCUUUUCCAAAUUGUUUAAAUGUAGCGUAUGACUGACUUUUUUUUUUUUUUUUUUUUUAAAUGGACUGAAAUGCAACUUUUUGCAUAAAGUUGCAUCAGUCAGUGAUUCAUGUUCUGUAUUGAGAAGCAGAGUUUUCAAAGUGCAAAAAAUAUUUUAUAAGUUUCAAUAAAGAUGUUUGUAUAGAUAUAUAAAAAAAAA